Callorhinus ursinus (northern fur seal) is the source of this 1353-nucleotide messenger RNA. It is a transcript of the gene FAM47E, whose product is annotated as family with sequence similarity 47 member E. The record is from RefSeq and is a predicted model, not a curated record. Gene Ontology annotation, cellular component: chromatin. Lineage: Eukaryota; Metazoa; Chordata; Mammalia; Carnivora; Otariidae. Gene Ontology annotation, biological process: transcription initiation-coupled chromatin remodeling.
ACCAUGGCCGAGGCCGGGCGGCUGUGCGGGCCGGCGACGCGGCCCCGGUACAAGGAGAGUCUACCUUCCAAGUGUUUCACAAAGCACAGGCACAAGCUGACGUGUCCCACCUCCCUGAACAGCCUGCGGUGGACGUUUGUGAAGAAGGGACUGGAUGACUUCAGGAGGGGCUGCCCGCCUUGCGAGGGUCUGCUCAUUCGGGGUCCUCAGGAGGCCUUUCUCCCGCAGAUCCGUCACACAGCUCCCCGACCUGCCCCAAGGAAGAGGCAACACAGGCGGCCCAAGGAAGCAGCCCUGUUUCCCAAGCUGUCACCAGCGACGCGGGCGCGGAAGGCAUUCCUGGCGGAUGUUGAAGCCCAGCUAACCCCGCACCCUUUGGCUCUCUACCCUAAUCUGGGGGAAGACAUGCCUGUCGAGCUCUUAUUAAAGGUGCUGGAAGUGCUGGAUCCCGACAGGAAACUGGAGGACACAUGGGCUUAUUGUCAGGGCGUCAGGAAAAGAAAAAAGGAACCAGCCAAACUUUUAAAAAAGCCUUCUACCCAAGUCGACCUGGGACUUCCCAAGAAGACUCCCGUGUCACAUCCAGGUCAAUGGCUUUAUGAAGAAAAGAAGCCAAGCAAAACAGAUUUGCUCCAUGAAGAUGGUCCUCUUUGUUAUGAAAAUGUGCGCAAAGGAGUUAGGGACUUCUGCAACUGGGCUACUACUUUUGGAAGUUCAAACAUUGAUGAAGAGUUCAUCCUGAAACAGUUUGACAUUGACUAUCAGAGCAAACCAAGCCAUGAUGUGCUCCACACGAUGAGACUCAACCAGACUCCUCUAGAGCUAAAGAAGAGAGUGGGGUCAAAGAAACUGCAGGAGCCACAGUUUUUCCAGAAACUAGACGACUAUGAGCAGAAACACCAGAAACCACAGAAUCCUCAUAAACCAAAGUGUGUGAAGAUGAGGUAUGGAGCAUGGUAUCUGAACACCAAGUUGUGGAAAAGGCAAAGAGCAGAUGAACCUUUGGUUGACCCCAAGGUCUCAUGUAAAGCUCAAGACGACAAUUUUAAAAAGGAGCUGCAGGAACAGGAGGAGUUACUUGCAGACCUUCAUGGAACCACUGCCUUUAAGGAUUUCAUUCUAAGCAGAGGCUACAGGAUGCCAAGUUUCCUUGAGAAGAUGUAUAUCAGGAAGGAACAUAAAUGUGAGUGUAAUAAGACUUCUGUAAAAUAACUCAAGCAUAGAAGAAUCUUGGGAAGAUGAUUAGACCAAUUGUAUUUACUACAUACUUGGCUAUUUCUCUGUCUCAUUUUAAACCUUAAAUAAAAUUUAUGAGUGUCUCAUGAACAUACAACUUUGACUUGGCAACAUCCA